AUGUUUCUUUGUGGUAUUCCAAAGGUCACCCUUGAAGGCACCUUGGAAAAUUGGUUACAUCUUCAAGAAAAAAGAGCAAAAAUCUGUGAUAUAGAAUUAGACAUUGAUUUCUGGUUAGAUAGGUUAGAACCAGUCAUCACUUAUAAGAAUGGAUGGUUAGGUACUUUGUUUCCUAACAACAACUACGGAAAUAAAAUUAAGAAAAAUGAAAUUGAUCCUGGUGAAGAGUCUUCUGGAUUAGUACAUGUCCCAUUCGAUUUGGUUACGAUGGGAAGAGUAACUUUUAGAUUAAGUUUUGAUGCAGAAACUAUAUCUGCUUCCACUUCAUCUCCAGAAACUACUACCACUUCCCCACUUUUGAAUGAAGUGUUGGAGGAAUAUGGUCUUGAAUCUGAAGGCAUAGGUGCAAUUCCAUUAUUCAUUUCACCAACUCAUGAUAUUCAAAAUAGUGAUAAGUACUUUGAAGAAUGUAUCACAGAAAUUAACAAGAGGUGA
Diversispora eburnea is the source of this 495-nucleotide messenger RNA. The record is from the annotation of a GenBank genome assembly. NCBI's taxonomy places the organism in Eukaryota, Fungi, Glomeromycota, Glomeromycetes, Diversisporales, Diversisporaceae.